Molecule: messenger RNA, 1701 nt
Organism: Dentiscutata erythropus
Lineage: Eukaryota; Fungi; Glomeromycota; Glomeromycetes; Diversisporales; Gigasporaceae
Source: the annotation of a GenBank genome assembly
AUGGAUGAGCCGAUUUUCAAGCUUCCAGAAAUAAUUGAUAAUGAGAAUGGUUGGGGUCCUUCCCCCGCGAUGUUACCAGAGAAGUUCCGAGAUAUACCAUAUGCACCUUAUAGCAAAGCCGACAAGCUAGGUCGAAUCGCCGAUUGGUCUGCGCCAGAGCAGAAAGAGAAAGAGACGGCCGGAAGAACAAGAGCAAGUUAUCGUUAUCGAGAUCAAUAUACAGCGUAUGGUUAUGGUGCGUCUAGUGCCUUUACUUACACACAUGCUGAAGACGAAGCUUCCUUUUCUGUCGUGGACAAUCGUUCGGCUGCUCAAAAGAAGGCAUCAUAUAGAACCACCGGAGGCACAAAGAGCCGUCCUGGUACACGUAACCCACAACGUCAACAGAGGAAUGGUCAAUACCAAAGGCUAGGUAUGACUGGUCGAGGGGCUACUGGAAAUAAGGCAUCUGCUGUCAAUGUCAGAAGACGAUUUGGCUGGAAAGAUUAUGAUAAGCCCCAGCGUGCGCGUGAUGCGUCGGUUAACGUUGGUCCUGAAUGGCAAGUACUUGAAGAAAUUGAGUUCAAUCGUUUAUCAAAAUUAAACUUGGAUGUGGACGAAGGCGAAGAUAUUUCUUCACAUGGUUUCUUGUAUUAUUAUGACAAGAGUCAUGAUCGCGUUAACACGAAAACGGAAAAGCCAUUGCUGCCAAAUGAGCGCGUUCGAUACUUUAUUACCACAUCAAAAGAUCCAAUUAUCGAACAACUUGCAAAGGAUGACGAAGCUACUGUAUUUGCCACUGAUGCUAUUCUGAGUCUGCUAAUGUGCGCUCCAAGGUCUGUAUAUCCUUGGGAUAUAGUUAUUAAUCGUAUUGGCAACAAGCUUUACUUCGACAAGCGAGCCAACGAUUAUGUCACCGUUAACGAAAAUGCUGCAGAUCCACCCGUAGAAACUGGAGAUAAAGAUAAUAUCAAUUCACCAACUGCUCUUUCAUUGGAAGCAACCAUAAUUAAUCAUUGUUUUACUAUGCAAGUAGUUAAUGAGUCAGAUAAAUAUGAAUUUGAGAAGUCAAAUCCUUUUGCUAGUUCUGACGACUUGGAGUUUAUGACACCAUGUGCUUAUCGUUACCGUCGGUUCGAUCUCGGUAUUAGCGAAGAGGAAGAUGUGCGUCUUAUUGUUCGUACACAGUUAGAUUCGGCUGUAAAAACGCCUGCGGGUGAUUCAUUCAUCACCAUAAAAGCUUUGAAUGAAUUCGAUUCUCGUUCUCAGGGUGCAGGCGGAGCAUUAGAUUGGCGGCAAAAAUUAGAUACACAACGUGGAGCUGUUGUUGCUACUGAAAUGAAAAAUAAUAGCUGUAAAUUAGCUCGAUGGGCAGUUCAGAGCAUUUUGGCUGGUGCCGAUCAGAUGAAAUUGGGAUACGUUUCGCGCGCUAACCCAAAAGACAAUCGUCGUCAUGUGAUAUUAGGCACACAGUAUUAUAAACCUCGUGAUUUUUCUGCACAAAUGAACAUGUCAGUUUCUAAUGGAUGGGGUAUUGUGCGGACUGUUAUAGAUCUUUGUAUGAAGUUGCCCGAGGGUAGAUAUGUAUUGCUUAAAGAUCCGAACAAGCCUGUAGUUCGUCUGUACUCUGUUCCUCCAAAUACAUUUGAAAGUGAAGAUCCUAUUCUUGAUGAAGGAGAUGAAUUAGAGGAGGAUGAAGAUGAUGUAAUUGAGACAAGAUAG